Molecule: messenger RNA, 612 nt
Organism: Lactuca sativa (garden lettuce)
Lineage: Eukaryota; Viridiplantae; Streptophyta; Magnoliopsida; Asterales; Asteraceae
Source: RefSeq, a predicted model, not a curated record
AUGGCUGCUCUUGGACAAUUAGCAUACGACAUCGCCACAGACACAUCAGAUGAGUAUCUGAAAUUUUCUGAAAGGACAGAGUGGACAAAUUGUCCCAACGUGUGGCGAUGUCAGUUCACGCAAGGUGAUCAUGUGGUGCCGUCUCUUAUUUUGGAGGUGGUUAUUUCAAAUGACUUAUGGUUUUGGCAUGCAUUCUUUGGUAUGGCGGGGUCAAACAAUGACCUGAAUGUGCUCCAAGCGUCUUCGAUAUUUGACGAUAUUUUACAGGGUAAAGCACCAGAAAUGCCAUAUGUUGUCAAUGGAAAUGAAUAUAAAUGUAAGUAUUACCUAGGUGAUGGGAUAUAUCCAGAAUACGCUAUAUUUGUCAAGUCAUACACAUUUCCGGCCGAUGAUAAACGAAAAAUGUUCAAGUUAGCACAAGAAUCUGCAAGAAAGGAUGUAGAACGGGCAUUUGGAGUCUUCAAACAAAAACAAUUUCAAGGGCAAAUUGACGGUGAAGACGGGGAGGAUGAUGAUGGUGCCGACGAGGAGGAUGAGGACAGUGACGUCGAGGAGGAUGACGAUGGUGACGACAAGGCGAUUGAUGCCGAUGGCAACAACGAAGACGAUUAG